AUGCUCAAAACUUUUAGAUUCAAUUCCAAUCCUACUCUUUUAAGAUAUCAAGCCCUAAGAGGUUUAGCAACAACUUCUAUCCCAACCACUCAAAAAGCCAUUGUCUUUGAAACAAAUGGUGGUCCAUUAGAAUAUAAAGAUAUCCCAGUUCCAAAACCAAAACCAAAUGAAAUCUUGGUCAAUGUUAAAUACUCUGGUGUUUGUCACACCGAUUUACAUGCAUGGAAAGGUGAUUGGCCAUUACCAACGAAAUUACCACUAGUUGGAGGUCAUGAAGGUGCAGGUAUCGUUGUGGCUAAAGGUGAUCAAGUUAAAAAUUUCGAAAUUGGUGAUUAUGCUGGUAUCAAAUGGUUGAAUGGUUCAUGUAUGACUUGUGAAUAUUGUCAAAAUGCAUUUGAGUCAAAUUGUGCAAAAGCUGAUUUAUCAGGUUAUACUCAUGAUGGGUCCUUCCAACAAUAUGCCACUGCUGAUGCUGUGCAAGCUGCUCAAAUCCCUAAAGGGACUGAUUUGGCUCAAAUUUCACCAAUUUUAUGUGCUGGUAUCACUGUUUAUAAGGCUUUGAAGACUGCAAACUUGAAAGCUGGUGAUUGGGUUGCCAUUUCAGGUGCAGGUGGUGGUUUAGGUUCAUUAGCUGUCCAAUAUGCUAAGGCUAUGGGGUAUAGAGUCUUGGGUAUUGAUGUUGGUGCUGAUAAAGGUGAAUUGGCCAAAUCUUUAGGUGCUGAAGAAUAUGUUGAUUUUAAAGCUUCCAAGAAUGUUGUUGAAGAGAUUCAAGAAAAGACAAAAGGUGGUCCUCAAGGUGUUAUUAACGUUUCAGUUUCCGAUGCUGCGAUUUCUCAAUCAACUCAAUAUGUUAGACCAACUGGUUCUGUUGUUUUGGUUGGAUUACCUCCAAAAUCUGUUAUUCAUUCAGAUGUGUUCUCUCAUGUUGUUAAAUCAAUCUCUAUUAAAGGUUCUUAUGUCGGUAAUAGAGCUGAUUCAAGAGAAGCUAUUGAAUUCUUCACCAGAGGUUUGGUUCAUUCUCCAAUAAAGGUUGUUGGAUUAUCUGAAUUACCAAAAGUUUAUGAAUUGAUGGAACAAGGAAAGAUUUUGGGAAGAUAUGUUGUUGAUACUUCAAAAUGA
Messenger RNA from Hansenula anomala, 1119 nucleotides. Its product is annotated as zinc-dependent alcohol dehydrogenase. The coding region runs from base 1 to 1119 and encodes 372 amino acids. Gene Ontology annotation, molecular function: zinc ion binding; oxidoreductase activity. NCBI's taxonomy places the organism in Eukaryota, Fungi, Ascomycota, Saccharomycetes, Phaffomycetales, Wickerhamomycetaceae. The record is from RefSeq and is a predicted model, not a curated record. The transcript has a single exon.